Messenger RNA from Psylliodes chrysocephalus, 1548 nucleotides. The record is from the annotation of a GenBank genome assembly. NCBI's taxonomy places the organism in Eukaryota, Metazoa, Arthropoda, Insecta, Coleoptera, Chrysomelidae.
AUGCUCGUAGUACGACUUGUACGAGGAGACAAACGUAGAAAACAGUCUCCUGAUGGUCUGAUUUCACUAGGAAUAGGUCCUAAAGCUGCCGAGUUGUCGCUUAAAGAAGGACUGCUUAUUUUGCCACAUGAAAGUGUAAAUAAAGAUUUUCGUCUGCAAACUCUAAAUCAUGAGGAAAAUUCCAACUGUUUUUCAAACAUAAAUACAAUGCUAAAUACUCAAGACGUUUGUUCGACUUCCGAUGUGAUUUCUACAUCUAGACAUUUUUUGUUAGAAAAAAAGACUUUCCCACUUAAAGAGAAGUUACUGGAGAAUAUUCAGAGUCCGAUAUUAGUUAGAGAUGUGUCUGAAUCUCAAAACCACAAAAAUGCCAUUCCAGAAGAUCCAAACCAACUCGAAGCAGGCACAGAUGAGGAUAGUGAUUAUGAACUUGGAGGAGAUUUAGAAUCAAACAUUCCUUUUGAUGGCGAUGCACAUGCAGAAAAAAAACGAAAGAAAGGAAACCGGAGUGAAUGGAAAACCACAAAAAAACAAAAGAUUAAGAAUGGAGAAUCCUAUUUAGGAUAUCGAAGAACUCAACAAGGGAAGAUUUUUCACGAUGUUGAGAGAAAUGAACGCAGAAUGGGACCACCCUGUCGUUCUGAGAUGUGCAAAAAAUCGAAGAACAGGUCAUGCAAUGAAUUGCAGGAAGAAAAAAGAAAAGAUCUUUUUACUGCUUUCUGGAAAAUAAUGACCUGGGAUCAAAGGAAAACGUUCAUACUGAAUACUGUAGAAAAGCAACCCGUUAAACGUCGCCGAAAUCAAAGUGAGAAUUCUAGGCGUCAAGCAUCCCUCCAUUAUUUUAUAAAUAUUAAUGACAAUAGAAAACAGGUUUGUUGUAAUAUGUAUCUUAAUACGUUUGGAAUUAAAAAAUGGACAGUACGUUAUUGGAUAGAUAACAUUCAGAAAGAGGGAACAACUAUAGCUCCAAGUUCUUUAAUAACUCAUUCACGGACUGCUGAUGUAGCUUCACGUAGACGAAAAGAUGACAAGCUAUUUGUUAAUUCAUUUAUCGAUUCGUUACAAAAAAUGCCUUCUCAUUAUUGUAGACAAUCUACCACCCGAAAAUAUCUAGAACCUUUAGUUACGUCAGCCUCUCAGCUAUACAAUUUAUAUCUUGAAAAAUGCCAACAAGAAAAUGUUACAAAAGUGAGCAGAUUUACAUUCGAUUCAAUUUUUAAAGGACAGAAUCUUUCACUGUUUUCUCCUAAAAAAGAUCAGUGUGAUUUGUGCUGUGCUCACGAAACUGGAAAUCUUGCUGAGAAAAAAUACGCUAAACAUAAAGAAACAAAGAAUAAAGCCAGAACUGAAAAAAACCGGGACAAAGAAAAGGCAGUAAGUAAUUUAGCACACGUAUUUACCCAAGAUCUCCAAGCUGUUAAGUUACCUCCUCUUACAAGGGCUCGCGCGUUUUAUUAUAAAAAAAAACUAAACGUACACAAUUUUACAAUCUCCAAACCCAUGCAGUUGUUUGCUACUGGUUUGACGAGACCGCCACGGAUCUUGUAG